AUGACUUCAUCCAUGUCUGUGCCACCCCCGCCCUCAGCGGCGAUACCGCUGCCUUCGUCAGCAACCGCGGUUCCGCUACCGCCCGCGGUCGCCGUUCCUCCGCCGCCUGCGGAGACCACGCCGCCUACCUCGUCAGGAGGAGUUCCCCCGCCACAGUCCGCACCGUUGGUUCCGCCUCCACCAGGAAGCGUCAUUCCUCUGCCACACCCGCCAUGUAUCAAUGCAGCCGUAUCGGCAGCACCACCACCACCCUCGGCGAUCGCCACGGCCCCGCUGCCUCCGGAAGUCGCACCCCCUGCUCCAACAAGUGCGGUGGCCCCACCUCCACCUGUGCAGGCGGCACCAGGGGUGACAGCCCCACCACCUGUGCAGCCCAUCUCCGUUGAGGCAUGGCGGACCCUAGAAAGCGCCACCCGCGAGCCGGUGCCUAACAUGGAGGCUACCCGCUACCUGUCGGUGGAGGAGCGGGUGCGAGAUGAGGUGUGUCGGCUCUUUAUCCUCUCCGAAUACGAUGUGGGUACCCUCAUGGUAAACAUCGCACAAAGCCUCCAGCACGUGGGGCGUCAUGACGUGGGUCUGCUGCGGAACGAGAACAAUACAGCCUUCACCAUCACCCAGUCUGCCGCGCACGGGCGGCAGGGGGACACGCUGGUGGAGCAGCGGCGCUACGCUGUUGCCGAUGCGGUUGCGCGCAUCAACCAGGCUGGCAGCGAUGCGGAGCGCGCGUUUGCUGAGGUAGCGCAACGUGGGGCAGAAACUGCACCGCCGGCGGCACCAGUGAAGGAUACCCCCACCGCUGCAGCGCCAGCGUUCCGCAAGAGCGCCUACGAACUGCUGAUGGAGCAAAUCGCAGCCACUCGCCGCGGGCGCAGUCCGCAGAACCGUCGCAUCGCCUCUCCGGAGGAGCGGCCGAAGCGCGCAGCGGGUGGGGCUGGGUGUGUCGAGUACCCCACCUCCUACAACGGGAGCUAUCUGCUACGGCGCUACGGGGGCACGUACGAUCCGCAGCGCCAAUACAGCCAUUACCGCUACUACGGCUGUCCUCCAUCGAAGUGA
Leishmania mexicana MHOM/GT/2001/U1103 is the source of this 1056-nucleotide messenger RNA. RefSeq lists its product as hypothetical. Lineage: Eukaryota; Euglenozoa; Kinetoplastea; Trypanosomatida; Trypanosomatidae. The coding region runs from base 1 to 1056 and encodes 351 amino acids. The transcript has a single exon. The record is from RefSeq and is a predicted model, not a curated record.